Molecule: messenger RNA, 892 nt
Organism: Scleropages formosus (Asian bonytongue)
Lineage: Eukaryota; Metazoa; Chordata; Actinopteri; Osteoglossiformes; Osteoglossidae
Gene: fhl5
Product: four and a half LIM domains 5
Exons: 5
Coding region: 1-843 (280 amino acids)
Cellular component (GO): nucleus; Z disc
Molecular function (GO): transcription coregulator activity
Source: RefSeq, a predicted model, not a curated record
AUGUCAACUGAGCGGCUUGACUGUCAUUACUGCAAGGAGUCCUUGCUGGGGAAGAAGUACGUACUGAAGGAGGACACUCAGUAUUGUACCAAGUGCUACGAGAACCUGUUCUCCAACUGCUGUGAGGAGUGCUCCACACCCAUUGGGUGCAACUCUAAAGACUUGUCCUACAAGGACCGCCACUGGCACGAGCAAUGCUUCAAGUGCGGCUCUUGCAGCCGCUCGCUGGCUGAAAAGCCAUUUGCCGUGAAGGACGAGCUGCUUCUCUGCACCGAGUGCUACUCCAACCAGUACUCCUCCAAGUGCUUCAGCUGCAAGAAGACCAUCAUGCCCGGUUCACGCAAAAUGGAGCACAAGGGCAACAGCUGGCAUGAGACGUGCUUCCUGUGCCAUCGCUGUCAGCAGCCGAUAGGGACCAAGUCCUUCAUCCCGAAAGACAACAGCUACUUCUGCGUGCCAUGCUUCGAAAAGCAGUUUGCCUACCAGUGCUGUGCCUGCAAAAAGGCUAUAACUACCGGUGGAGUAACCUACCAGGACAAGCCGUGGCAUCGCGAGUGUUUCCUGUGCAUUGGGUGUAGGAAGCAACUAGCGGGGCAGCGCUUCACCUCCAGGGACAACUACCCCUACUGCUUGGACUGCUUCAGCAACCUCUACGCCAAGAAGUGUGUGGGCUGCACAAAGCCCAUCACCAGCCUGGCAGGUGCGAAGUACAUCUCGUUCGAGGAGCGCCAGUGGCACAGCGAGUGCUUCUCCUGCAUGCAGUGCUCCGUCUCGCUGGUCGGCCGCGGCUUCCUCACUCACCGCGAUGACGUCCUCUGCACAGACUGCGGGCGAGACAAGUGAAACACGCCUGCUAGGGUCAAGUUCAGGCCAGCUUCCCGUAGGAAGCAAA